Molecule: messenger RNA, 6844 nt
Organism: Vicugna pacos (alpaca)
Lineage: Eukaryota; Metazoa; Chordata; Mammalia; Artiodactyla; Camelidae
Source: RefSeq, a predicted model, not a curated record
UCUGCGUUACCUUGAAGACUUAUAAUGCCUCGCUGAGCCAGGCCAGCAACUGAGUGGAGCCAAGCAGAGAGCAUCUAUGGAUGGGCCCCUGGCCGGCGGCCUGGCCGCCCCAGAUCGUCCUCGAGGCCCCGAGAGACUGCCUGGUCCAGCACCAAGGGAGGACAUUGAAGGUGGGGCUGAGGUUGCUGAGGGGGAAGGUUGCAUCUUCCGUUCUACCCAUUACCUGCCUGUCACCAAGGAGGGCCCUCAAGACAUUCUGGAUGGCAGAGGUGGCAUUUCCGAUGGGCAACCCCAUCCCGGCCUCAGCGAAGCCCUCCCCCGUGCCACCUCCGCCACCCAUCGGAUCAGCAGCUGCUGCUGGGAUGGAGGCAGCCUGGACUUCCAGCCGGGCUCCUCACCACCCCAUCUCCUGGGCCACUUCCCUGGCCCCCCCGAUGGCCGGGGGCCCUGGGAGCACCCUCUGGUUCAAGAGGCCAGGGAGGGCAUCCCAUCUGAGCAGAGGUUCGAGGACUCGGUUAUUAUAAGAACUGUGAAGCCCCACACUGAGCUCGAGGGCUCUAGAAGGUUCUUGUACCACCAGGGUGAAUCGAAGCUCUUGGAGAAGGUCCCCCGGGGCCGCCCCAGGUUCGACUGGCUCCAAGACGCAGACGAGCAGGCCCCACUCCAGGACGCAGGGCUGCACCUGGACCUGCCACCCCAGCCGCCACCCCUCACCUCCUUCAGGACGGUGCUCAUGCCAGUGGAAGAUACCACGAAGACAUUGGAUGUGCCAGUGGUGGGCACCAGAGAGCACCUGGUAGACCUGGAGGGGCUGGCCCAGCCUACCGAGUGGAGCCUGCCCAGGUCGGCCUCAGAGGUGGCCACGCAGACCUGGACAGUGAACUCAGAGGCGUCUGUGGAGCGGCUGCAGCCACUGCUGCCCCCUGUCCGGACAAGGCCCUAUCUGUGUGAGCUGCUGGAGGAGGUGGCUGAGGGGAUGGCCAGCCCAGACGAGGAUGAGGACGAGGAGCCAGCCGUGUUCCCAUGCAUUGAAUGCAGCAUCUACUUCAAGCAGAAGGAGCACCUUCUGGAGCAUAUGAGCCAGCACCGCCGAGCCCCGGGCCAGGAGCCCCCAGCUGAUUUGGCCCCGCUGGCCUGUGGCGAGUGUGGCUGGGCCUUCGCUGACCCUGGUGCCCUUGAGCAGCACCGGCAGCUACACCAGGCCUCCCGGGAGAAGAUUAUCGAGGAGAUCCAGAAGCUGAAGCAGGUCCCAGGCGACGAGGGCCGGGAGGCACGGCUGCAGUGCCCCAAGUGCAUCUUUGGCACCAGUUCCUCCAAGGCCUUCGUGCAGCAUGCCAAGCUGCACGUGCGCGAGCCUCAGCGCCAGGCUGCCAAGGAGCCCUUUGGGGGCAGCAGCAGGGCUGGCAGCCCAGGCCCCAAUGCUGCCUCCCUCACCUAUCAGCCCUACAGAGACUCCUCGGGCCUCAGUGCCUGCGUUUUCUGUGGCUUCCCCGCACCCAGUGAGAGCCUGCUCAGGGAGCACAUGCGGCUCGUGCAUGCCCAUCCCCACUGGGAGGAGGAUGGUGAGGAUUUCGAGGAGGACCCUGCCAGCAGGCCGGGCACCAGCCAGGAUGCUUUCACCCGCUUCCCUGAUGCCACCGAGGACUACUUUGGCAAAGCUGAGCCGCUCUUGGCCCCCACGUGGCGGGGGAAUCCUGCUGGAUACGACCCCAGCCUGGCCUUUGGCCCAGGCUGCCAGCAGCUGGGCAUGAGGGAUUUCCCACUGUCAAAGCCACUCCCACACAGCUCAGGCCAGAGGCCCCUGGGGAGGUCAGCCUUUCCCUCGCCACUAGCAUCUGCCCCCUACUCCUUACAGCCCAGGAGAAGCAAGAGUGCCAUCUACCUGCAGGGGCUCCCAGCACAACCAGGGGACCAGAGGCACCCUUGGAGCGAAGAGGAUGAGGAGGAGGACAUACCUCUAGCCUCAGAAGUGGACUUUUCCCCCGAAAGUCGGGUCUUUCCACUGCCAGCCACCCCCGGCCUCAUCCCACAGUCAGCCCUGGAGUUGAAGCAGACAUUCCGAGAAGCCCUGCAGACAGCUGAGGCCUCAUGGGCGCAGCAGCAGCAGCUCUGUGGGAUGGUGCCUGUCGUGCUGGUGGCGAAGCUCAGCCCGCAGGUCAUGGCUGCGGCAGCCAGGGCCCCCCCAAGGCUGCAGCCCGAGGAGCUGGGGCUGGGGGGUGCCCACCCCCUGGACUUCCUGCUCCUGGACACACCGCUGGGUGGCCCUCUGGGGCUGGACCCAUUCCUGGAUGGGGACCCAGCCGUAGCACUGAAGCAUGAGGAGCGGAAAUGCCCCUACUGCCCCGAUCGCUUCCACAAUGGCAUCGGCUUGGCCAACCAUGUGCGAGGCCACCUGAACCGCGUGGGCGUCAGCUACAAUGUGCGGCACUUCAUCUCCGCCGAGGAGGUGAAAGCCAUCGAGCGCAGGUUCUCCUUCCAGAAGAAGAAGAAAAAAGUGGCUAACUUCGACCCGGGCACCUUCAGCCUGAUGCGCUGUGACUUCUGCGGGGCUGGCUUUGACACUCGGGCCGGCCUCUCCAGCCAUGCCCGGGCCCACCUGCGGGAUUUUGGUAUCACCAACUGGGAGCUCACUGUCUCACCCAUCAACAUCCUGCAAGAGCUGCUGGCCACCUCAGCCACUGAGCGGCCCCCCAGCCCCCUGUGCCGUGAGCCCGGGAUGCCGCCCAGUGGCUUCCUGACCUCCCGCCGGCCCCGCUUACCUCUUCCAGUGCCCUUCCCACCCACCUGGGCUGAGGACCCUGGGCCAGCCUACGGAGAUGGCCUGGGUUCUGAGGAAAACGCAAUGGUGGCCAUGGACUUGGGCUCCCCCCCGCUCCCCAAGAAGAGCCUGCCUGUCCCUGGGCCCCUGGAGCAGGUGGCCAAUCGGCUGAGCAGCAAAGUGGUUACAGAGGUUCCUCAUAGCAGUAAGCAGGAGCUGCCGGACCUCAAGGCCCAGAGCCUGACCACCUGUGAGCCCCGGCCGGCCUCCCCAAAGGCACAGUGGCCCCAGUCUGAGGACGAGGGGCCCCUGAACCUCACUUUAGAUAGUGACGGGGGCAGAGAGCUGGACUGCCAGCUGUGCGGUGCCUGGUUUGAGACCCGCAAGGGCCUGUCCAGCCACGCCCGUGCCCACCUGCGCCAUCUGGGCGUCAGCGACCCGGACGCCAAGGGAUCCCCCAUAGACGUGCUCCACGGGCUCAUCAGGAGGGACGGCGUCCAGACCCGCCUCCCACCCAGGCGCCGCGUGCUGGCCCAGCUGGGGCGGCCUCCUCCCGCCUCUGCGGCCCUCUCCUUGCUCCCCCCACAACCGCCGGCCAAGAAGGCCAAGCUGAAGGCCGCGGGUAUGGCCAGCCCCUGGGGGAAGCAGGACCUCUCAGCCGCCGCAGCCGCUGGCAUUUUCUGGGCCUCUGAUGUGGAGCCGUCUCCUCUCAACCUCUCCUCGGGCCCAGAGCCAGCACGUGACAUCCGCUGCGAGUUCUGUGGCGAGUUCUUCGAGAACCGAAAGGGCCUGUCGAGCCAUGCACGCUCUCACCUGCGGCAGAUGGGCGUGACCGAGUGGUACGUCAAUGGCUCGCCCAUCGACACGCUGCGGGAGAUCCUCAAGAGACGGACCCAGUCCCGGCCUGGCGGACCCCCAAACCCGUCAGGGCCUAGUCCCAAAGCCCUGGCCAAGGUGGUGGGCAGCGGAGGUCCUGGCAGCUCGCUGGAAACCCGCAGUCCCGCGGACCUUCACCUCUCACCCCUGGCCAAGAAGUUGCCUCCGCCACCAGGCAGCCCCCUGGGCCACUCACCAACUGCCUCUCCUCCUCCCACGGCCCGGAAGAUGUUCUCAGGCCUCUCCUCACCCUCCCUGCCCAAGAAGCUGAAGCCUGAACAAAUGCGGGUGGAGAUCAAACGGGAGAUGCUGCCGGGGGCCCUUCAUGGGGAGCCACACCCAUCCGAGGGUCCCUGGGUGGCACCUCGGGAAGACAUGACCCCCCUGAACCUGUCAUCCCGGGCAGAGCCAGUGCGUGACAUCCGCUGUGAGUUCUGUGGCGAGUUUUUCGAGAACCGAAAGGGCUUGUCGAGCCAUGCCCGUUCCCACCUGCGGCAGAUGGGCGUGACCGAGUGGUCUGUCAACGGCUCACCCAUCGACACGCUGCGGGAGAUCCUCAAGAAGAAGUCCAAGCCAUGCCUCAUCAAGAAGGAACCACCAGCCGGAGACCUGGCUCCUGCCUUGGCUGAGGAUGGGCCCCCCACGGUGGCCCCUGGGCCCAUGCAGGCCCCCCUGCCACUGGCGCCAAUGGCUGGCCGGCCGGGCAAACCAGGAGCUGGGCCAGCCCAGGUUCCCCGCGAGCUCAGCCUGGCACCCAUCACUGGUGCCAAGCCUUCAGCCACCGGCUACUUGAGCUCAGUGGCAGCCAAGAGGCCCCUGCAGGAGGACCGCCUCCUCCCAGCAGAGGUCAAGGCCAAGACCUACAUCCAGACUGAACUGCCCUUCAAGGCAAAGACCCUCCAUGAGAAGACCUCCCACUCCUCCACUGAGGCCUGCUGCGAGCUGUGUGGCCUUUACUUCGAAAACCGCAAGGCCCUGGCCAGUCACGCACGGGCUCACCUACGGCAGUUCGGCGUGACCGAGUGGUGCGUGAACGGCUCACCCAUCGAGACACUGAGUGAGUGGAUCAAGCACCGGCAGCAGGCACCUGCCAGGGCCCACCCGGCUGCCCCCUGGGUUCUCUGCCGCACAUCUGCCCUUAAGCCACUUUCCCAGCUGCUGUCCCAUUCACUCAUCCAUCCUCCAUCCCACCUGUCCCCAAUGUCCAGGAGGUGUCCAGUCACCAGCUGUCCUGACUUAAAAUUCCCCACAGCAUCUGUCCCUUGUUUGCUGAGGCAGGAACUUCCUCAGGGGCCUUGCCCUCUGGCUUAUCUCCUGUUCCUCUCACCUUUCCCUACCACAGAAUUUGAGCGCCGGCAAGCCCGCCCUCCAGACACCUCUGCGGCCCGGGGCAGUGAGGAGGCCAAUGACCUACAGCAGAAGCUGGAGGAGGUGCGGCAACCUCCGCCCCGGGUCAGGCCUGUCCCCUCCCUGGUGCCCCGGCCCCCCCAGACAUCACUUGUCAAGUUUGUUGGCAACAUCUACACCCUCAAGUGCAGGUUCUGUGAGGUGGAAUUCCAGGGGCCCCUCUCCAUCCAGGAGGAGUGGGUGCGGCACUUACAGCGGCACAUCCUAGAGAUGAAUUUCUCCAAAGUGGACCCUCCGCCUGAGGAGCCUCAGGCCCCACAGGCACAGACAGCGGCGACAGAGGCACCCUAACACAAAAGCAUUCCAGAUCCCCUCUCGUGCCACCUCUUUCUCCUCUUCCUCCUCCCUCUCCUCCCUCUUUCUUUUCCGUUUCCAAAGGAGCAAGCCAAAACCUCAAACCGGCACCUUUCAGGGGCCGGGCACACUACAGCCGGGGCACCGGAAGCCAGCUAGCCACCCUUUCCCUAGCCUGAGGACUCUGGGGCCACACACAGGGCAUCUUCCUUCAGCCCACACCCAUCUGCCCACCCGGUUCAGCAGGGGCAGCAGCCAGGUCUCUGGUGGCAGCCGAUCUGUUCACAGGGGAGGAUGGCCAGCGCUCUCCCACGUCUAGCAGCCAGGCAGGGCUAUGUUUGCCAUCUGUGGCCAUUUGCAAAGCCCCAAGGUCCCCUCCUGUCCCUGUGAAUAUCCUUUCACACACGCACGCACGCAUGCACGCACUCACGUACUUCGUGAGACCCGGGAAUCUGCCCCAGCCCUUCAGUUCCCGAGUCAAACGACGACCACGUCAUGCCACGGUGCUUGCUCAGGGGAAGGCACGCUCCCUAUGCGGCCCGCUGCCAGGGCCUGGGAGCACCCCACUGAGCCCACAAUGCCACGGAAAUCCUUGUUGGCCGCCCCCCAAGAGGGGCCUUCCCUGUCGGGAAGAGCUCAGAGCUGACAGCUGCCUCCUGCCAUGUCAAGGCCCCCCAGAGCCUCGGGGGCUCCGGGGUCUGGGAGGGGGCGGGGGUGGGACUCUCCUCCCCCACCCCCAUCCCCUUCCUUCUUUUCACUGUUGCUUUCUAUGUAUAGCUCCCUAGAACUUUCACUUUUUUAAAAACGCGUUUUGUGUAGAGAAUAAGGAACGUGGAUCUUUUUAUUUUGCAAUCCUGGGCCAGCUAGAAACCGGGAGCUGAUUGACCUUUUAACUUUUUUCAGUGGCCACAUUUUGGUUAUCAAUGUACCUAGAAGUAUGUAAAUUAGAUUAAAUUUCUCUUCUGGAAACACCCCGGGGCAGGCGGCCAGCGUGUGUUUUUCUGUCGAGUGGACAGGCUGGCACUGUCUGUCUGGCAGCCAGGGCUGGGAUAGAGCUGCCUCCGCCAAAAAGCCCCUGGAAGCCCUGGGUUUUCCCGUUGGCCGCCAAGCCCACCAGACCUGUCUGGGGAUGAGCCCACGUUCUCAGCUGUUGGCCCUCGAUGCCAUGGCUGGUAGGGGGCCCUGGCCAGCUGGUGAAGCAGUUCCUGUGAGCUGAGGAGAGGAACCAGGGCCCUGGGCAGCUGGUCUGGGAAGGGAGCCAGGAUUAAGAAGUGAUUGAGGCCGGAAGGGCUCUCCGAGGGCAGGAGCUGUCCAACGAGGGUGUGGGGGACUCGCUGGGGGAGGGUGAAGUACACAGCUGCUGGGAGCCUUCAGAGAGCUGGGACCGGCCUGCCUUCAAGACAUGUGACUUAUCUGGAGAUACAUGCAGCCUGAACAUGACUAACAGGAGGGGAAAAAGAGAGCUGCUGGCUCCUUUUCAAUGUUAUUUAUUUUCUCGUUCUGCAAAUG